This is a messenger RNA of Zea mays, 2216 nucleotides long. RefSeq lists its product as uncharacterized. Gene Ontology annotation, biological process: N-glycan processing. The record is from RefSeq and is marked provisional. NCBI's taxonomy places the organism in Eukaryota, Viridiplantae, Streptophyta, Magnoliopsida, Poales, Poaceae. Gene Ontology annotation, cellular component: glucosidase II complex.
GCCUGAAGAACAGUAGAACUCAGACUCGAGCGCUCCAAAGCGAGCCACCGCCGAUCUGCUCCUCCCUCUUGACCCUCCUCCGUGCGCUGCGCAGGCAUGAGGCGCCUCCUCGGCGGCUCCCUCGUCCUUUGUAUCGCCGCGGUGGUGGAGUCCAAGCCGCCUCUCGACUCUCUGGGCAUACCACCGCAAGAUGAGGCGUACUACAUAGGCGGCGUGAUCAAAUGCAGGGACGGAUCGGGCAGGUUUUCCAGGGACCAGCUCAACGACGACUUCUGCGACUGCCCCGACGGCACCGACGAGCCCGGGACAUCUGCAUGCCCUGAGGCGAAAUUCUACUGCAAGAAUGCAGGCCACACUCCAGUCACGAUCUUCUCGUCACGAGUGAAUGACGGCAUUUGUGAUUGCUGUGAUGGGAGUGAUGAAUAUGACAGCAAUGUCACCUGUAAGAACACUUGCUGGGAGGCUGGAAAGGUGGCAAGGGAGAAAUUGAAGAAGAAAAUUGCUACAUACGAAAAUGGUGUUGUUAUUCGGAAACAGGAAGUUGAAAGGGCAAAAGAGGCUUUUGCUAAAGAUGAAGCAGAUUUAGCAAAAUUGAAGGGCGAAGAGAAAAUGCUCCAAGGACUUGUUGAUAAACUCAAAGAGCAAAAGAAAUUAAUAGAGAAUGCAGAGGAAGAAGAGCGUUUAAGAAAAGAGAAGGAAGAAAAGAGAACAAAAGAAGAAGAUGAAAAGCAAGCUGCUGUUGAAAAGGGAGCGCUUGAUGCCUCUCGGGAUGUAGAUUCUAAGGAAAUUCAUGAUCAUCUGCAAGAAGGUGAAAACAAGCAUGAUGGACAUGCAACAGGCCAUGAUAAUCAUGUAACAGAAAGCAGGGCAUCUAUUGAGCAGCAUGGUUCUGUAAGCAAAGAUGGUAUUAGCGUUGAAGGUGGAACUGUAGAUGAAUUGCCGCAGGAGUCUGCAGCACCUACCAUAGAGAAGGAUUCUAGCCCUGACAAUCCUGAGGGUUUAUCUAGGGAAGAGUUAGGUCGUAUGGUGGCUUCUCGUUGGACUGGGGAAAGUGUAACUGAGGUUAGUAAAGAUGAUAAGAAGGGGCAUGAAGAUCAGCAAGAAAUACCAGAACCUGCAGAGGAAGCACUUGAAGAUGAAUUAGAAAUUCCAGAACCUGCCGAAGAAAAUUAUGGUGGUUAUCAUUCAGAAGUUGAGGAUGAUAGGCGUAAAUAUGAAGAUGAAGAGUUUUAUCAUGAGUCAGAAGAUGAAUAUGUUGACGACCAUGAUGAGCAUGUUGAGUCCUACAAAUCUGAUGAUGACCAAAAAGAUUUAACUGAGCCAGGACAUGCAUCGUGGUUGGACAAAGUUCAGCAGACUGUACAAAAUGUUUUCCAAAAAUUCAACUCUUUUAAGACCCCUGUAGAUUUGUCAGAGGCUUCUCAUGUUCGUAAGGAGUAUGAUGAUGCUAGCUCAAAGCUUUCAAAAAUUCAGUCUAAGAUAUCCAGUCUAGCUGAGAAGCUAAAACAUGAUUUUGGUAAUGACAAGGAGUUCUAUUCCUUUUAUGAUCAGUGUUUUGAGACCAAGGAAGGGAAGUAUACUUACAAGGUCUGUGCAUAUAAGAAAGCAUCACAGGCUGAAGGGCACAGUUCUACCAACCUGGGGCGGUGGGACAAAUUUGAAGAUUCGUACAGAGUGAUGCACUUUUCAAGUGGAGACAAAUGCUGGAAUGGUCCUGACCGAAGCCUAAAGGUUAGGCUUAGAUGUGGGCUGAGCAAUGAGCUUAAUGAUGUAGAUGAGCCUAGCAGAUGCGAGUAUGUGGCUGUAUUGUCGACCCCUGCAGUUUGCGUAGAGGAGAAGCUGAAGGAGCUGCAAAACAAACUGGACGCCAUGUCUUUGAAGCAGCCCGGGCAUGACGAACUUUAAAAACUUUAGAAUAUUCCAGCGUGAACAUAAAGAAGAUGUCACCAGGAGGCAUAGCUCUGACAGUUACAUCCAUAACAUGAUAGGCAUGGAAGUCAAUGAGGUAUAUGGACAGAAACGGGCCAAGCGCGAGAAAUGAGAAUGUAGAGUUUAGGUCGCCUACCAGGCUAUAUUAGCUCGCAUAGAACAUUUUUUUUAGCUGAAAUUUGAUGUUGCAAUUUUCCAGACUCAUCUGAUGGAAUAUAUAGUAAGAAACAGUACACCUUGAAUCAGCAUAUACUUUACCCAGGGUUUUUACAUGAAACUAUGUUCAG